GUAGUAGAACAAGUUUCUUGGAUGAUCAAUAACAGCAACAUUGUUGAUGUUGACUGAAUCCCCAACAACACGAACAUGAGUUCUGAUCGAACAUGAAAAUCCAAAUCCCUUCGCAACUUCUUCAAUUGAAACCCAUCGAAGCCGCGAAAGAUCGAAAGCAACAACGAUGGAAGAGGCUUUGUUGCAGUUCGCUCCGAUGCAGAGCUCCGUCGACGAGGGUUUCUGGCACCGGUUGUCUUCUUUGAAGCUCAACAAGCUUGGCAUUGACGAUUCUCCAAUUCACAUAUUCGGAUUCUAUGCACCUUGCUCUCAUUCUCAAGUAUCGAAUCAUUUAACUGUUCUAGCCGAGUCUUUGCCUUCUGAAUUGAGUGAGGCUUCGUUAAUUCCUGAACCGAGCCGCGGCAACAGGAACAGGUGUUCUGUUCCGGGGAUACUUUACAAUACCAAUACUGUGGAAAGCUUCCAUGCACUUGAUAAGCAUAGCUUGUUGAAGAAAGAGGCUGCAAAGAUUUGGGAUGACAUUAUAUCUGGAAAGGCUGUGGAGGACUGUUCGCUACUUUCAAGAUUCCUUGUUAUUUCUUUUGCAGACCUGAAAAAGUGGACUUUCAACUACUGGUUUGCGUUCCCGGCUCUCAUGCUUAAUCCACCUGCAACUGUGGUUAAUCUAAAGCCAGCUUCUAACUGGUUCAGUGUAGCAGAGGCCGAGUCCCUCUCUGCAGCCUGUAAUGAGUGGCGUAGCUCAAAAUCAACAGCAGAUGUCCCAUUCUUUUUAGUCACUAUAGAUCCAAACUCACGUGCUACUGUUAGGCUUCUGAAGGACUGGGAAGCUUGUCAGAGCAAUGCUCACAAGAUCCUUUUUGGAUUUUAUGACCCAUGUCAUCUCCCAAAUAAUCCUGGAUGGCCUCUUCGCAACUUCUUAGCACUUAUUUCUGCGAGGUGGAAUCUCAACUCUGUUCAAUUUUUCUGCUACAGAGAGAACCGUGGUUUUGCAGAUAUGAGGUUUUCCCUUGUUGGUGAAGCAUUGAUAACAGUUCCACAAGGGUGGAAAGACACUGUGCCUAAUGCGGUUGGAUGGGAACUUAAUAAGGGGAGAAAAGUUCCUAGGUGUAUAAGCCUUGCACAGUCCAUGGAUCCAACCAGGUUGGCCAUAUCUGCUGCAGAUUUGAAUUUAAAGCUGAUGAGAUGGCGUGCUUUGCCUUCGCUAAAUUUGAAUGCUUUAUCUUCCAUGAAGUGUCUUCUCCUUGGAGCUGGCACACUUGGAUGCCAGGUUGCGCGCAUGCUUAUGGCAUGGGGUGUCCGAAAGAUUACUCUGGUUGACAAUGGCAGGGUGGCUAUGUCUAACCCAUUGAGGCAGUCUCUUUAUACUUUGGAUGACUGUCUUAAUGGUGGUGAAUCUAAAGCUACAGCAGCAGUUGAAAGUCUCAAACGGAUAUUUCCAGCAGUGGAAGCAGAAGGCAUUGUUAUGGCUAUACCAAUGCCUGGUCAUCCAGUAAAUAACCAGGAACAAGAUAGCGUGCUUCAUGAUUGUAGACGUUUGCAUGAUUUAAUUGAUGCUCAUGAUUCAGUUUUUUUAUUGACUGAUACAAGGGAAAGUCGAUGGCUUCCAACACUUCUAUGUGCCAAUACUAACAAGAUUACCAUUACUGCGGCACUUGGGUUUGAUAGUUUCUUGGUGAUGCGCCAUGGAGCCGGUCCUUUAAGUCAUGCCCACAACUUCAGUGCUGAAACUACUAAUUCUUCACCUGCUGAUAGAUUGGGCUGUUAUUUCUGCAAUGAUGUUGUUGCACCAACCGAUUCAACAUCCAAUCGCACUUUGGACCAGCAAUGUACUGUGACCCGACCGGGGCUGGCUCCAAUUGCUUCAGCUCUUGCAGUUGAACUUUUAAUAGGGAUUUUGCAUCAUCCUCAAGGGAUAUUUGCAGAAGCUGAUAUUAACAACAGUGCCACUGGAGCUACCGAGAAACCUCUUGGUAUUUUACCUCAUCAGAUUCGUGGUUCCCUUUCUCAAUUUUCUCAAAUGACCCUUUUAGGCUACUCCUCCUCCAGCUGCACAGCCUGUAGUCACACAGUUGUAUCAGAAUAUCGAAACCAAGGAAUGGAGUUCAUACUUCAAGCAAUUAAUCAUCCUACCUACCUAGAGGAUCUCACUGGACUGACGGAGUUGAUGAAAUCAGCCACCUUGUUGUCAUUGGAUUGGGACAAGGAGAAUGAUGAGGAGGACGAUGACUGUCUUGAAAUUUAACAGUCAAUCAGUUGUACGUAAACUAAUCCGUUUAAUUUAUGAUUUUUUUUUUUACCUUUGGCAACUGUUGCUUUUAGUACACCAUACCUUGUCAAAUGUACAAAACUGAUUCCAUGUAACUUAUAUUCUUUAUCAACGUCAGCAAUUCGAGUUUAUUAUGCAUUUACCA
Molecule: messenger RNA, 2411 nt
Organism: Cajanus cajan (pigeon pea)
Lineage: Eukaryota; Viridiplantae; Streptophyta; Magnoliopsida; Fabales; Fabaceae
Gene: APG7
Product: ThiF family protein
Biological process (GO): piecemeal microautophagy of the nucleus; C-terminal protein lipidation; autophagosome assembly
Cellular component (GO): phagophore assembly site; cytoplasm
Molecular function (GO): Atg12 activating enzyme activity; Atg8 activating enzyme activity
Source: RefSeq, a predicted model, not a curated record